This is a messenger RNA of Coregonus sp. 'balchen', 1365 nucleotides long. The record is from the annotation of a GenBank genome assembly. Lineage: Eukaryota; Metazoa; Chordata; Actinopteri; Salmoniformes; Salmonidae.
GAUGGUUCUGUUAUAUAUGUAGAGUAGAUAGAUAGAUGGCUGGAUAGAUAUGGACCACAUGCAGGGUGAUUUUUGGUUCUCUCUUUUGUGUCUCGUCUCUCUCCCUUUCUUCAGAGACACCCCAAUGGUUGAGUGUAUAUAAAAACAAGCUCACAUUAAUAUAUAAGUUAAAUGUAGUUGUUUUUUGUUGAUGGAUUGAGUGUUUUGUGUGUGUUUAUUUUUAACAAAAGUGAUCCAAAGCAUGCCUGCUUUGGUACGUAAAACUGUGAUUGUGUCUGAAAUCUUUCUAGCCUACUGCUUACUAAAUGUACUAAUCAUACUACAUACGAACAUACUAAUAAAGUGCAGUAUUAACUUGAAACAAAAGGUUAAAGCGACAUUUAUUAACAUACUGGCUCAAACGACAGGAAUGAAGCAGCGGACACUAGCGGCUGUUCGCUCACUGUUUCUGGCGGACGUUUUAUGGUGUUACACAGCAUACCUUCGUCAAACUGCUACACAAUGCUAGCCAGCAGCUAACAAAAUGAGUUUGUUUUUGCCCAAAUUGUCAUGCAAAAAGGACAUAGACGAGGUAAUAAAAACUGUCGCUGAAAAGGUUUUAGUUCUUCGGUUCGGGAGAGACGAAGACUCGGUCUGCCUGCAGCUUGAUGAGAUUGUAAGUAGCUAACGUUAGCAUGUGUCGCUAGCAUGCUAGCUGGGUAGCUAGCUCUACCAACUAAUAAUAAUAUAAUAAUAUUAUUAACUACUGCAAUAUUGUGGCCAGUAAACAUUGAUGCAAGACGGGCAUGUCAGUUGUUAGUAGCAUUUACACCAACACUGUCAAUUACUUUUUUUGCAAAGUUUCAGUCUGUCUGAAUCGGAAUGCCAGUGUUGUCAUUCUUUUGCCAGCUGUCCAAAACGUCCCACGACCUGAGUAACAUGGCUUCAAUCUACAUCGUGGAUGUGGACUCAGCCCCCAUCUACACGAGAUACUUCGACAUCAGCUACAUCCCAUCUACCGUCUUCUUCUUCAACGGACAACACAUGAAGGUUGAUUAUGGGUGAGUGGUGGCAUGUUAGGGUUGACAUGAGGAGAAGGAAGAUAGCCUACGCUGGACUCGGACGCUAGAAUACCACAGGCUGGUUUCAGCUGUAACACUCCCCUUCAGUGGAUAAUCAGGCUUAUAGCUAAAACACUGUUGUCCCUUGUCCCCACACAGGUCUCCAGAUCACACCAAGUUUGUGGGCAGUUUUAAGACCAAGCAGGACUUCGUGGAUCUGAUCGAGGUGAUCUACAGAGGAGCUAUGAGAGGGAAGAUGAUCGUCCAGAGUCCCAUCGACCCUCAGAACAUCCCCAAGUACGACCUGCUCUACCACGGGAUCUAG